AUGAGUGCAAGCAAAAAAAAUCAAGAUAUCGAAGAUUGGCUAUUAAUGGAUGUUCCGGAUGAUCCAGAAUCUGAGGACGAAUAUGAUGUAGAUGAUGGUGAUACCGAUGAGCAAGCCCAACAAGAGGUAAUUGAAUUUAGUAAUUUUUUUUUGCAAAGUGAAUGUGAAACCGGUAAUAAUGACAAAGAACCAUUAAUAAUUGAUAAUUCGGAUGUUAUUAUUUUUGAUUUUCCGGAAUUUGACUUUUCCCCUCAAACUGAUGACGUAAGUCUCAAAACCACUAAUACACCAAGCUCUUCUAGAACUUUGAGACCACGAUUAUCAAAUUCAACUAAUUUGUCCAAUAAAUCUUUUUCUGAUCAUGUUAUGACUGAUAUUACACGCACACCAGAACAUAUCGAUAAUAAUACUACUACAGAACUUCCUGUUAAUAAUUCUCCAGAUCCUAUUGAAGUUAAUAGGCAAUGGCGUAAAAAAAAUGAAAUUACAGCAGCUUUACCAGAUUAUGAAAAAAGUUUAGGUUACAACCAAGUGAUGUUUGGUGACUGUAAAACGGCAACGGAUAUUUUUUUAAAACUUAUUAAUCCUAUCAUAGAAAACAUUUUGGACCAAAGUAAUCUGUACGCAACUCAAAAAAAUAAAAAUCUCAAUCUACGAGAAAAUGAACUACUCUCUUUUUUUGGAAUUAAUUUUUGUAUGGGGUAUCAUAAACUACCUUCAUAUAAACAUUAUUGGAAGGGGGCCAAAGAUUUAAAUGUGCCCGCUAUUUCUGAAGUUAUGACAAGAGAUCGAUUUGUAGAAAUACUAUCUAAUAUUCACGUCAAUAAUAAUGAAAAUAUUCCUCAGAACAAUAAAGAUAAAUUGUUCAAAUUACGUCCUAUGAUAGAUAGUUUGAACCAAAUAUUUUUGGAGUCUUCAUCUGGAACACGUGAACUCAGUGUUGAUGAGUCCAUGAUUAAAUUCAAGGGUCGCAGUACGAUAAAGCAAUAUAAUCCAAUGAAACCCAUAAAAAGGGGUUACAAAUUGUGGUGUAUUGCAGACCAGAACGGAUAUAUUAUGAAAUUUUCGGUGUACCAAGGAAAAAACGAAACGUUAGAAAAAGAGUUCGAAAACACUAAUUUGGGAGAAAGAAUUGUAUUGCAGUUGACAAAACCAUUUUGGAAUGAAUCUAGACUUGUAUUUUUCGAUAACUAUUUUACAACUAUUCCACUCCUUGAAAAGUUGAGAACGCAACAAACACUAGCUUGUGGUACAAUCAGACAAAAUCGGAAAGGGAUGCCACAAAAUUUCAAAAAAGAUUCUGAAAUACCUCGGGGAGAAUUUGACUACCGAUUUUCUACUUCAGGUAUUGGAAUAUUCAAAUGGAAAGAUAACAAAGUGGUACAUAUUGGGUCAAACUAUCACGGUAACGAAAUAACAUCUGUUGAUAGGACUAUGAAAGAUGGCUCUAGAUUGAGCAUAUCAUGCCCAAAUCCAAUCAAAGACUACAACAAAUAUAUGGGUGGAGUUGAUCACGCAGACAGAUUGAGGGCAUUAUAUAACGUUGACCGUAAGUCCAAAAAGUGGUGGCUUAGGAUUUUUUGGGGACUGUUGGACAUAACGUUUGUAAAUGCAUAUGUCAUUUAUUGCCAAAUGUUUGAAAAAACGGAUGUAUUUGAUUUCCGUCGAUCAGUUGCCCUUGGUCUGAUGACAGCUCGAAAUACUCCAUCAAGAAAAUCUAUAAGCCUGAAAAGAUCAGCUCCACAAACGCCAUCAAAUCGAAGAAAGAAAACUUUAUCCAACUCCAAAGACGUCAGAUUAGGCAACAGGGGUAUUCAUUGGCCAAGUUUUGGUAUAAAGAGAGGUAGAUGUGAACUUUGCAGUGUUCGAGGAGUAGAGUCCCGGCCACUUUCUUCGUGUAACCACUGCCGAGUAUUUCUGUGUUGCAAUGAAAGGAAAAAUUGUUUUGUAGAAUACCAUCAAGUUGACAUUGUAUAA
This is a messenger RNA of Macrosiphum euphorbiae (potato aphid), 1977 nucleotides long. The record is from the annotation of a GenBank genome assembly. Lineage: Eukaryota; Metazoa; Arthropoda; Insecta; Hemiptera; Aphididae.